Messenger RNA from Pediculus humanus corporis (human body louse), 249 nucleotides. RefSeq lists its product as uncharacterized. Lineage: Eukaryota; Metazoa; Arthropoda; Insecta; Psocodea; Pediculidae. The transcript is spliced from 2 exons. The record is from RefSeq and is a predicted model, not a curated record. The coding region runs from base 1 to 249 and encodes 82 amino acids.
AUGUCUGGAACAUGUUUACGUCUCGGACAUCGAAGAAGUCAUUCGUCUGAAAGCGAUCCAGGUGUUUUUAUAAGUCAGCUAAGAGUUAAAUCAGCUUUAUUAUGGGUUAAAGUCGCACUCAAUCAAUCAAUUGUCAAUCAUCAUUUGAUUAUUGGAAAUAAAAAUAUGACCUUAUGGGUAUUCAAAUUUAAACCGUCCGUGGCCAAUACUUCCUUUUUAAGUGGUAAGGUAUGUCAACUUAUCAUUUAA